Molecule: messenger RNA, 516 nt
Organism: Strongyloides ratti
Lineage: Eukaryota; Metazoa; Nematoda; Chromadorea; Rhabditida; Strongyloididae
Exons: 2
Coding region: 1-516 (171 amino acids)
Source: RefSeq, a predicted model, not a curated record
AUGAACCAUGGUUGGGGCCAUAAUGGUUGGAAUCAUAAUGGUUGGAACCAUAAUAGAUGGGGUUGGCGAAGACCUUGGUUUAAUCGUUGGGGUGGAGGAGGCUAUGGUGGCGGAUAUGGUGGAUAUAGUGGAUAUGGAAAUUGUAGAUAUGUAGGUAGCCAUAAUAGUCAUGGUGAUCAUAGUAGCCAUGGUGGUCAUAAUAGUCACAAUCAUGGUAAACAUGAUCAUGGUCAUUCUGAACAUCACGGACAUUUUGGAUCUCAUGGAUAUCAUAAUUUCAACCACAAUAAUCAUAUAUUUUCUCAAUGGAAUCAUGUUAGUAACAAUUACAAUGAAGAUAAUUCAUAUUGGAAUCCAUCAUAUUCAAAUAACUACUAUGGAUAUGGCGAAAAUUAUUAUCCGUCAUAUUAUGUUUCUGGAUAUCCUUAUUCACAAAGUUAUUAUGGAAAUGGUUGUCGUAUUGUUGGAAUAAUUUUUAAGCGUUGGGUUUGUCCAAUAAAUUAUUAUAGAAAAUAA